This is a messenger RNA of Aspergillus nidulans FGSC A4, 1194 nucleotides long. RefSeq lists its product as uncharacterized. The record is from RefSeq and is a predicted model, not a curated record. Bases 1 to 1194 code for a protein of 397 amino acids. Gene Ontology annotation, biological process: lipid metabolic process; glycerolipid metabolic process. Lineage: Eukaryota; Fungi; Ascomycota; Eurotiomycetes; Eurotiales; Aspergillaceae. Gene Ontology annotation, cellular component: cytoplasm. The transcript is spliced from 4 exons.
AUGACCAGCUGUCCUUUAUGUCUGAAGUGCUUUUCAUUGACAGUCCGACUCCUCCCACCAACGAAACGGCCCACUAUUCUUGUUCUCGACGGCGGCGGUAUCCGCGGGAUCAUUACCCUAGGCUUCCUCAAAGCCCUAGAGAGUCAGGUUGUCGGCGUGGGAGGCUUGCGGGAGGCGUUUGAUCUCAAUGUAGGGACCAGUGCAGGUUUGGACAGCUGGCUUAACGUCGGACGUCUUGAAGGUGGGCUGAUAUUAUCGGACGUGGUUGUCUGUGGAGAGAGCGUAGACGAGGCCCGGGCAAGGUUCAUCACCUUGGCGCGGCGGAUAUUCCGAACUCGGCCACUUGUACACACUCUUGUCGGGCAGUCAUGGGACUUUCUGAGAAGUUGGCUGACUGACAGCCGCCAUGACUCGGAAGUCCUUGACGACGCUCUCCAAGAGGCUUUCAGUACCCUGCGCCGGCUGUUUGAUACCACGCCGCCACUCUUGUCAGGUAUUCGCGUGGCGCUAACAGCUAGUCAGGUUGAUGAGGAUGGAUCACUCUGCCUCUUCUCGAAUUACCGUGGAGUAGGGCGCAUACAUGCUCAAUCAGCAUACAAAAGACAGAGCAGCUGCUUCCUCCUCCUGCUCUUGCCCUGGAUAGCUCUCAAGAUAUACAUUGCUGAUAAUGAGACAGUGCAUGAUGCUGCGUGGCCGCGCUAUGGUAUGAACUCAGUAUUCUGCCUAGCCAGUAGACCAUUCAUUGAUGCAAAACAAACUCACAGGUAUUUCACAACCAAGCAUCUUCCAAAUAUUGGGACAUUUCAAGAUGGGGGUAUCAGCGCCAAUUGUCCGCUCAGGCCGCUAUUCGCGAGGGCGAGAUCAUCUGGCCCGGAUGCACACGGCCAGACCUCGUCAUUAGCAUCGGGACGGACAGGUUACGCUCAUGAACAGCCCGCUAACAAUGCUAAAACCCGGAGAGGGUUCUGGAGCGGGGGAUUUGUCGAGCGAGCUAUCCAUACCUUCCUACAAUCACCUGCUGUUAACAGCAGACGCGGAUGGCAAGAUGCACUGGAUAUCAUCCCUGAGAAUCUUCGGCCUGACGUAUUCCGUCUUGAUCGCGAGGUGGCCGGCGACCUCCCAGAGCUCGAUGAUUCGAGUGCGCUGAACGGUCUAUUUAUCAUUCAGCCGGUUGUCCUUCACGGCAGGGAAUGA